AACUAAUCAAGUUAGUAAUUUAGAAAAAAGGUUAUCAUGAUGUUAUUUGCUGAUUUGUUGAACAUUGGAAUUUGGCCUUAAGAAGAACAAAUACAAGAGGAAUUUCUUAUUCAAUUCGUUAUCGCUAACUUUAAGUUUCGGCAAUAUUUAAAAUAUAUCAUUUGUAUUUUUUUUUAAAAUCUUUCUAUUUUAUUCAAUUUUGAUAGAUCCUAUUCUUUCCUUCACGCAUCGAAUUAAUAGAAUUCUUAUCAACAUUAUAUGAUUUUAUUAAUUAUAAUUAUAUAUAUUUUAUGAUUUUAUUAACUUAUUUUUUAGUAUAAUUUAAUUAUUAAAAAUAAUAAUAAUAAAAUUAAUAAUAGAAUUAAAUUAAAAAAUAAUAUUAAUAAUAAUAGGAUUAAUUAAUAAAAAUAUUUAUUUUAAUUCAAGAUUUAAAAAGCAGAAAGUAUAAAUAAUACUUUUUUUUUUCAAUAUGAAGUUUAAAAUUUAUAUGUAAUAUAAAUGUCUAUAAUAAUAAUAUGUGAAUAUUGUACAUUAACUAUUGUACAUUUAGUGGUGAAUGUAAUUUUAUUAGCAUCUUUUAUAAAAAGAAAGAUUAUUACAUAAUACAACAUUAAUAACUAAAAAUUAUUUUUUUAUUUUAUUUUAUUUAUCUUUAAAAUUUAAGCAUUUUUUUUGUUACUUAAUAAAACUUUUUUAUAAAAAUAAUAAAUAUCUGAUAUUAUCUCAUUAAAAAAUUAAAAACUAUUUUAAGAAGAAUUAACCUUAAUAAAAAAUCAUAAACAAUAUAAAAAAAUUUGAAUUUCAAAUAAUAAUUAAUAGUUUACAUAUGUUAUUAUAACUAUUAUAACUAUGAAUGAAUAAUAAUCACUAUAUUAACAUUUAUAAUUACGAUAAAUAUUAAAUGUAUAUAUAAUAACAUAUAAAUAUAAUUUAUAUAAUAUACAUUCAUAAUGAAAGUUAUUACACAUUGUAAUACAUUAUUGUGUUCUAAUUUAUGUUAUAAAUAUUAUUACAAUAAAUUUUCGACUCAGUUAUCAGAUUUUCCAAAAACUUUUAAUCGUAAAAAAAUAGAGCAUGAAUGGUAUUAUAUUUGGGAAAAAAAUGAUUAUUUUGCUCUUAAAAAUAAUAAGAAAGUAACAUUGAAAAUGCUUCUACCUCCUCCUAAUAUAACAGGAACAUUGCAUUUGGGACAUGCAUUAACUGUUACUAUUCAAGAUAUAUUAGCAAGAUGGUAUAGGAUGAAAGGACAUUCUGUAAUAUGGAUACCAGGUUUUGAUCAUGCUGGAAUUGCUACUCAAAUGAUGGUAGAAAAAUAUCUUUUUAAAACCAAAGGUAUUAAUAAAUCAGAUAUAGGGAAAGAUAAAUUUCUUUCAUAUAUUUGGCAAUGGAAAAAUGAAAAGGAAAAUAUUAUAAAAUCUCAAUUAAAAGCUUUAGGUGCUAGUUUGGAUUGGUCUAGAGAAUAUUUUACAAUGAGUAAGAAACAUAAUAAUGCUGUGGUAGAAGCGAUUGUUACAUUAAAUAAUCGAAAUUUAUUAUAUAGGAAAAAAGAUUUGAUUAAUUGGUCUCCUACUUUAAGUAGUACAAUAUCGGAUAUUGAAGUUGAACAUUUAUAUGUUACUAAAAAAACACAGCUUCAAGUUCCAGGAUAUGAAAAAAUGAUUACAUUUGGUGAAAUAGCACAUAUAGCUUAUCCUGUGAAAGAUUCAAAACAUGAAAUAAUAGUGGCAACUACUAGACCAGAAACUCUUUUUGGAGAUGUAGCAAUUGCUGUUCAUCCAGAUGAUGAAAGAUAUGCAAAAUAUAUUGGUCAACAAGUCUGGCAUACUUUAAGACAAACAUAUAUACCUAUUAUUUCUGAUUAUUUAGUUGAUAAACAAUUUGGAACAGGUGCAAUAAAAGUAACACCUGCACAUGAUCCUUUAGAUUAUAAGAUUGCAAUGAAUCAUCAAUUAGAAAUUAUUGAAGUUAUUGAUGAAUAUGGAAAUAUAACAAAAGCAGGCAAACAAUUUGAAGGUUUACCAAGAUUUAUUGUUCGAGAAAAAAUUUUAAAUGAAUUAUCAAAUAAAGGUAUUUUAAAAAGUAUUAGUGACCAUAAUAUGUGUAUACCAUUGUGUUCGAGAACUCAUGAUGUUGUAGAAUAUUUACUCAAAGAGCAAUGGUUUAUUAAAUGUAAAGAUAUGGCUCAAAAAGCUAUAAAAGCAGUAAAACAAGGUCAUUUAAAAAUAAUACCUAAUACUCAAGAAACAUUGUGGUAUGAUUAUCUUAAUAAUAUCAGAGAUUGGUGUAUUUCAAGACAAAUAUGGUGGGGACAUUCUAUUCCCGCAUAUUAUAUUACAAUAGAAGGUAAAAUUGAGUGGAUAAUUGCUCGCACUGAAAAUGAUGCAAAAAUUAUUGUACAAAAUAAAUAUGGAUCAGAUAUUAAAUUAUAUAAAGAUGAAGAUGUAUUAGAUACAUGGUUUUCUUCUGCAAUACUUCCUUUUGCUAUAAUGGGAUGGCCAGAGAAAACUGAAGAUUUAAAAAAAUAUUAUCCUUUAACAUUAAUGGAAACAGGAAGAGAUAUUCUUUUUUUUUGGGUUGCAAGAAUGGUAAUGCUAGGAUUGGAAUUAACUAAUUGUCUACCUUUUGAUGAAGUUUUAUUGCAUGGUCUUUUAUGUGAUGCUUAUGGAAAGAAAAUGUCUAAAACACUUGGAAAUAUUGUUUCUCCAGAAAAUAUCAUCAAUGGUAUUAGCUUAAAUGAUCUUACUGAACAAAUGAAAAAAAGUUAUAAUAUAGGUAUUCUUAAUGAAACUAUAUUGAAACGGAUGUUAAAUGCAAAUAAUAAACUAUUUCCUAAUGGUAUACCAGAAUGUGGUGCAGAUGCAUUGCGUAUGACAUUAUCUAGUUACAAUAUUAAAAAUCAACACAUCAACUUUAAUAUUAUGGAAUGUCAAACAAACAAAUAUUUUUUAAAUAAAAUUUGGCAAGCAAGCAAAUACAUCUUACUUAUGACAAACGAAAAAAUAUAUCAAAAACCUAUAAAUAUAACAAUUAUUGAUCAAUGGAUUUUAAGCAGAUUAUCUCUAAUGAUUAAUACAAUUAAUAAUGCAUUUAUAGAACGAGAUUUCCACAAAGUUAUUGCAUCAAUGAAACAAUUUUUAUAUUAUGAAUUUUGUGAUUUUUAUUUGGAAGGAAGUAAAUGGGGAUUUAAAAGUGAAAAUAUAAAUACACAUAUAAGUCACACAUAUGUCUUAAGAAAGUGUUUAGAAGUGUUUUUACGUGCAUCUGCACCUAUAAUACCAUAUCUGUGUGAUGAUUUGUAUAAAAGAUUGUCAAAUAUAUUUCCGGAAUUUUUACCAGUUUCGUCAUUAAUGGAAGCACAUUAUCCAAUACCAGAAGAAUUUAAUGAAUGGAGAAAUGUUCCUCUAGAUGGAAAAAUAAAUGAAAUCUUAAAAAUUAUAUUAGAAAUUAGAAGUAUCAUGGGUAAUAUUAAUAAGAAAUUAAAUUUAGAAAUUCACAUUAUAAUUAGUAAAUCUGAAGAUUUUAAUUUUUAUAAUGAUGUCAUCAAUUUGAUUAAAGGUGGAUGCAAAAUAUUCAAUAUUUUUAUAUUUUUAGAAAAGAAUUAUAUAGAAUAUAAAAAUAGCGUUUGUCAUUCUUAUAGUCCUACUUGUACAAUAUCUAUUGUCAUAGAGGAUCUUUCUAUUUUAAAAGAACUUGAAAAGAAAAUUUUAAAUAAAACAAUUACACAAAAUAAUUAAAAUUAAACAAUAUAAAUAAAAUAAAACAAAAUAAAACAAAUUUAAUUCAAAUAAAUUAUAUAUGAAAUAAUAUAUAAUUAUAUGAAAUAUAUAUUAAAUUUGAUAUAUCAGUUCUGCUAAAAAAAUAGAUGACUGAAGGUGGAUAAUAUACAAGAUUAUUGUUUGCAUUGUUUGCAUUUUAUUUUUUUAUUUUAAACUAGUCCGAACAUAUUCUAUAAUAUAAUAUAUAAUGUAAUGUAAAAAUUUAAUGUGAAAAAUAUGUUUUAUAUAAAAAAAUUAUUUCUUUAGGAAUCAUUAAAACAAUGUUAUAUCCUUUA
Messenger RNA from Apis cerana (Asiatic honeybee), 4051 nucleotides. RefSeq names its product Valyl-tRNA synthetase, mitochondrial (gene ValRS-m). Lineage: Eukaryota; Metazoa; Arthropoda; Insecta; Hymenoptera; Apidae. The record is from RefSeq and is a predicted model, not a curated record. Gene Ontology annotation, cellular component: cytosol. Gene Ontology annotation, biological process: valyl-tRNA aminoacylation. Gene Ontology annotation, molecular function: valine-tRNA ligase activity; ATP binding; aminoacyl-tRNA deacylase activity.